AUGUGGGGAAGAUCCAUUGCGCGAGCUGGUGUAGCAGUUAAAGCCUUCCGCCCAGUCACUGUCCACCCUACCUUUCCUCUUUCUCGAAAUUUGCACAAGUUGUCCCUCUCACAUUCAACUCGUUUACGACCUCGACCUCGGCUACCUACGUUUCUUUUAAAAGGGUUCACUCCUAUUAGACAUUGUUCCGCUGAAAUCCGCAUGAUGACAUCCCAAGAGAGAGAGACUCUUCCUGACGUGGCCAAGCCAAUCAACUACCAUGUCUCUCUCUUCGAUUUACAACUCGGUGGCUCAUGGGGAUACAAGGGCGCCUUGAAGAUCGAUCUCAAAGUCACCCGUGCUACAAGCGAGAUUGUGUUAAACUCGAAGGAGAUAAAAAUACAGAAUGCCGAGAUUCUGAGCAAGGACGGAACCCAAUUAGCCAAAGCAUCCGGAAUCACCUAUGACAAAAAGUCGGAGCGAGUCUCCUUCGCUUUCUCCCAGGAGAUUACACCGGGAGAUGUCGUGCUAUCUAUCGAUUUCACUGGAACCAUGAAUAACGCCAUGGCCGGAUUUUACCGUUCGAAGUAUAAGCCUACUGGGGAAGCAUCCGGCGACACUCCCAAGGAAGAUGACUUCUACUACAUGCUGAGCACUCAAUUUGAGGCUUGUGAUGCCCGACGAGCCUUCCCUUGUUUCGAUGAGCCGAACUUGAAAUCCACCUUUGAUUUCGAGAUCGAAAUUCCCAAUGGACAGACUGCCCUCAGCAACAUGCCUGUUCUGUCCGAAAGAGAUGGAAGCAAGCCCGGAUUGAAGUUUGUUACCUUCGAAAAGACUCCGGUUCCGUACAUGCAGCUCCUGGCCUGGGCGGUUGGUGACUUUGAAUAUGUUGAAGCCAUGACCGAGCGCAAAUACCAAGGCAAGAGCAUUCCUGUUCGCGUCUACACUACCCGUGGUCUUCAACAUCAAGCUCGCUUCGCGCUUGAAUGUGCUCACCGCACAGUUGAUUAUUUCUCGGAAGUAUUUGAAAUUGAGUACCCGCUCCCUAAGGCUGAUCUUCUGGCUGUUCACGAAUUCGCCUCGGGAGCGAUGGAAAAUUGGGGUCUUGUUACCUAUCGGACCACCGCCGUUCUCUUCGAUGAAGGAAAGUCAGACAACCGCUACAAGAACCGCAUUGCCUAUGUCGUGGCCCAUGGUAAGUUCCCAGAAUCAGGACUGGGGUCCCUGGGGAAUAUUGCAAUAUUGAUGUCUAACGCUUUGGUGACAGAAUUGGCCCACCAAUGGUUUGGAAACCUCGUCACUAUGGACUGGUGGAAUGAGUUGUGGCUGAAUGAAGGAUUCGCAACCUGGGUCGGCUGGCUCGCUGUGGAUCAUUUCUACCCAGAAUGGAAUGUCUGGUCCCAGUUUGUUGCUGAAGGUGUACAACAAGCAUUUCACCUCGACUCGCUGCGCGCUUCCCACCCUAUUGAAGUCCCCGUCAAGAACGCUCUCGAGGUUGAUCAAAUCUUCGACCAUAUUAGCUACCUCAAGGGAAGCUCGGUCAUUCGCAUGCUCAGCGCUCACCUUGGCAGAGAAACUUUCUUGCGGGGAGUUGCGGACUAUCUCAAGUCCCACGCAUAUGGAAACGCCACUACCAAUGACCUAUGGUCUGCCUUGAGCAAGGCUUCCGGUCAGGAUGUGCACUCUUUCAUGGAUCCUUGGAUUCGCAAGAUCGGCUUCCCGGUUGUCACUGUGGCAGAGGAGCCUGGUCAGAUCACUGUUAAGCAGAACCGAUUCUUGUCCACCGGCGAUGUGAAGCUGGAGGAGGAUGAGACAAAGUGGUGGAUUCCUCUCGGCAUCAAGUCUGGACCUCAACUGGCCACGGUAGACACUCGUGCUCUCACUGCCAAGUCCGACACUGUGCCAGGAAUCGGCGAAAACUCUUUCUACAAGAUCAACAAGGAUCUGUCCGGGUUCUACCGAACCAACUAUCCUCCCUUGCAUCUGGCCAAGCUGGGCAAGUCUCUUGAUCUUCUAAGCACCGAGGACAAGAUCGGUCUCUUGGGAGAUGCUUCUGCCCUUGCAGUCUCUGGAGAAGGCACCACACCGGCCCUGUUGGCUCUUUUGGAAGGAUUCAAGGAUGAGACAAACUACCUUGUUUGGUCUCAGGUUUCUGCCUCUCUGGCGAACCUCAAGUCGGUCUUCUCCCAAAACGAGAAGGUGGCCGAUGGUCUGAAGAACUUCACUCUCAAACUGGCUACCCCUGCCGCGGAGCGGAUUGGAUGGGAAUUCCAGCCCAAUGAAGACUACCUUGUUGUGCAGCUGCGCAAGCUUCUGAUUGCUAUGACCUGUAAAGCGGGCCACGAAGGCUUUGUCGAGGAGGCCAAGCGUCGCUUCAGUCUCUGGGCAACUGGUAAGGACAUCAAUGCCAUCCACACUAAUCUUCGAUCGGUGAUCUUCGGUGUCAAUGUAUCGGAGGGUGGCCGUAAGGAAUUCGAUGCCGUCAAGGGGGAGUACCUCCGGACAGAUUCUGUGGAUGGUAAGGAGAUCUGCCUAUCUGCGCUUGGGCGCACCAAAAACGCCGCUCUGGUGAAGGAGUACUUGGACUUUGUGUUCUCGGACAAAGUUGCUAUCCAGGAUAUCCAUAGCGGUGCCGUGUCCUUGGCUGCCAACUCGAAGGUCCGCCACUUGCUCUGGCAGUACAUCAAGGAAAACUGGGAUUCCGUGUCCACCCGCUUGUCAUUCAACAACAUUGUUUUCGAGCGCUUUGUCCGCAUGGGUCUAUCCAAGUUUGCCGAUCACCAAAUCAGUGACGACAUUGCAGCCUUCUUCAAGGAUAAGGACACUACGGCCUAUGACCGCGCACUCGUGAUCGUUUCCGAUAACAUUCGGACUAAUGCAUCUUACAAGGAACGUGAUGUGGCGUUGGUUCUUGAGUGGCUGCAGGCUCACGGCUAUGCCUAA
Molecule: messenger RNA, 2922 nt
Organism: Penicillium soppii
Lineage: Eukaryota; Fungi; Ascomycota; Eurotiomycetes; Eurotiales; Aspergillaceae
Product: M1 family metallopeptidase
Exons: 11
Coding region: 1-2922 (973 amino acids)
Biological process (GO): peptide catabolic process; proteolysis
Cellular component (GO): cytoplasm
Molecular function (GO): metalloaminopeptidase activity; zinc ion binding; peptide binding
Source: RefSeq, a predicted model, not a curated record